Messenger RNA from Adineta ricciae, 348 nucleotides. Lineage: Eukaryota; Metazoa; Rotifera; Eurotatoria; Adinetida; Adinetidae. The record is from the annotation of a GenBank genome assembly.
AUGACUAUUCAAAACGCCCAUGGACAAAAAUAUCCUGAAGCAGAAGGGGCAUGUGCAGGUCUGGGUGGUGGAGAUCUUUGCAAUGAUCGCUGCAAAGCAUGUGGCUAUAAGAAAGGAGAAUGCGGAGGCAUGGUGUGGCAAACUUGCCAAUGUUUUCGUACUCGCGCUGAAUUACUUGCAGCACGUGCCCGUGAGGAACUUCUUCGUAGGAUGGCAGAAGAAAACGAUUCUAUCUGUCCAAAUGGACACCUCACUGGUCGAUGUCUUGCCGAUCGUUCCAAAUGCUUGAAACUGAUCGAAUUCUUUUUUCGUGAACUGAAUGUUUAUUAUUCUAAUUUGAUAAAAUAA